AUGGAGCCUCUUCCUGACCGUGAGCCCACGCCGGAAGUCGAAAUGACGGAACCAGAGCAGCCAGUGGAUGCACCAGUGGGCCUCGCCACCUUGAGACAACCGAUGAAAAACAAAAAAAACGUCGACAUCGGCACGCUCCGCCAGAACGGCGACAGCCCUGAUUCUUGGCGGUUCACAUUCAUCUUGAACUUCGGGCGAUACGGCAAGCCAGCGUUCAUGUUAAGGUGCCGUCGAAACAAGGUUGCAACUCAAAAACUGGAUGAGUCGAAGUCAGAUUCUUACCUUGAAGUCACGUUUGAGUGGCAACCAGGGGUUUCCUUUCUUAACAAGAACGGGGAGAAGUUGUACCAACUUGAUAACCUCGCACGUAACGUGCUUAGCAAGGAAAACGUGCCUCUGCUCGCCAAACUGGGGUGGUAUUAUCCUCGAGCUGGUUCGGAGAUUGAAAAGCUCAGCGAUUCUGAUAAGGCAGGAUGUGUAAAUAUCAACUUCCAAAGCAGGACGCCCCGUAUUGAAACCGACGUGAUCAAGACUCAGGCCAUCGCGAACACCACGGAGGCAGAGAAAGAGUUCAUAGGAGAUCUGUAUUCCGAGGAUGUGGUUGAUAUGUCAGUGACAUUCCUCCUACCUCUUGGUUCGCAGUAUUCGGACCGCGGAAUCGAUGGAUCUCGGGAAAGAUCGUUAUAUUUCUUGAAUAUUGAAUAUCCAAAUUUUCAAGAUGCCUUCGAAAACAGGCUAGCCACCUUUAUAUCCAUAUUGCGACUUUUCCACCCCGGAGAGAAAGUUGAACACAAGAGAGAGGCUCUUGAGGCCGAGCUACAAGAGACAGGCGCCAUUGCUCGGUGGCCACCCGGUGAUGCCUUCUACCAUUACAGAAAACAGAUAUUCUUCACUAGUACCGGCGAGUUUUUGACGCAUGUCCUCGGCUCUGUUGUGCGAGACCAACAAUGGGUCGAGGGUGAGUACAUGGCUUACUCGGCCCAAGAUAUCAACUUUGCUGUUGUGAGGAGCUACCAGGCUCAGGUUCCGGGAGAUGUUCAGUUGACAGAGGAAGAUAAAGCUCGUCGACAGGGCUUUUUCCUCUAUGGAUAUCUUCCUAAGGAUAAGAAACUGCAUUUGCCGGCGCUCGACAGCCAGUGGAACAUCGAGUUCAAAAAGACUGUGGUUGGCAAACAAAUACAUCAAGAGCGGCACCUGCGCUGGACUGGCUACGUCAAACCCAUAACGGACGACGAGCGCCAGGUUACAGGUGCCCAGUUUGUUAUGGUUGCCACACGACCUCUGGGAGGUCAGCGAAUUCGUUGGGCGCCAAGCAUUCACGAAUUGGCCCCCGGCAACUACCAUCCAGGAAGGAUGACACAGAUUAUCGACCGAGUCGGGCAGGACCGCAUCCUCAAGGCUUGCAAAGAGUUUUGUGAUCCACUGAGGACAGACCUCGAAAACUUUAGGAUUCCUUUGAUCUUCACCAAAGAGAUCAAAGCAUUCCAUCAUGUCAACUUGAUAGCCGGUGGAGAUCCCAAGAACGAUGACCAAAACCGCACAUUCUUCGAUUGGGUUUUCAAUCCCAUUCAAGGCAGACUCAAUAAAGACCAGAAGCAGAUCUUCGAGAGAGACCUUCGACAGGUCUGGAAUGGCACCAAGUUCGUCAAGGGUGGUCCUGGAUGUAUAAAGACGUCCACCAUGGCAUGGGUGGUGCUCUUGCUGAGUCUCAUUGACCAUAAGGUCAUGAUCGUGGCCGAAGACAAUGGCUCUGUGAACCAAUUCAUGAAGACCUUGGAAAGCGUCCGCGUGGAACUUGGAUCAGCGGCUAUUCAAAGCAAAUCUCAAGAGUCUAAGGCCCUCAUAGACCAGCUCAGUGGGCAUAUACACUUUCGUUUCGAGCCUCCUGUUCAGGAGAAGGAUGCGUUGCUUGACAACGAUUUCGGCAAAGGGAACAUGCAUCGUACGGGCCGACCAGACGACCCAGAUGCCUGGAAGAAUACUGCAGACGCCAUGAGUUUGGUCAUGGCUUCGCUAGCCCAUCGGGAAGCUCUAGCACAGAUGAAUGCAGAGAUUGCUAAGAGAGCGGAGUUGGAAGGGGAAUUGAGUCGUCAUCAAGGCGAUUUAAAACGACUACAAUCUGAGUAUGCUCGAAGAGCGGUGAGGUCCGACAAGCUCAACAAGUUUCCUGCCAGACAGUUCAUUGUCUACCUCAUUGAGGUGUUGCGAGAUGCUAAGAGGCAGGACCAGCUAGCGCCUUCCGACGAACGAUUUUCCCUGAUCGACACCUACGACAAAGCACAAGAGGCCUUGCUUAGGGGACAGGGAAAUCCGAGAAAGCUUGCAAGUGCCCUCAGCAUUGCAACCGACGCACUCUAUGCUUGGGUCGCCAGGAGCUCGCAUGUGCUCGGUACAACACAUGGUAGUUGUGUGAACGUUCUGGUCAAGGGCAACUUCCGCCCUACGGUCGUGGUGCACGAGGAGGGAUCAAGGGUGAAGGUCCCAACUGCACUGUGCGCUAUGUCUUUCGAGAAUGUCAAGGCCCAUAUAUUUAUGGGUGACCUUCAUCAGCUGCCGCCAUUUCAAUCAUCAAAGACGAUGAACGAGUUUAGUGAAAUGGGAGAGUUGUCAAUUCUACAACUCUACGAAGACAAGUGA
Molecule: messenger RNA, 2637 nt
Organism: Endocarpon pusillum Z07020
Lineage: Eukaryota; Fungi; Ascomycota; Eurotiomycetes; Verrucariales; Verrucariaceae
Exons: 3
Coding region: 1-2637 (878 amino acids)
Molecular function (GO): helicase activity
Source: RefSeq, a predicted model, not a curated record